AUGACGAAGGGUACCACGUCGAUGGGCCAGCGCCAUGGGCGCACUCACAUCCUCUGCCGCCGCUGCGGCCGCAACGCAUACCACGUUCAGUGGGAGCGCUGUGCGGCCUGCGCCUACCCACGCGCGAGCCGUCGCCGUUACAAUUGGUCCGUCAAGGCCAUCAAACGCCGUCGCACUGGCACAGGCCGCUGCCGCUACCUGAAGGAGGUGAACCGCAGAAUUAAGAACCACUUCAAGACUUCUCUCAAGGCGUAA
This is a messenger RNA of Trypanosoma cruzi, 255 nucleotides long. Its product is annotated as 60S ribosomal protein L37, putative. Gene Ontology annotation, cellular component: cytosolic large ribosomal subunit; ribosome. Bases 1 to 255 code for a protein of 84 amino acids. Gene Ontology annotation, biological process: translation. Gene Ontology annotation, molecular function: structural constituent of ribosome; RNA binding. The record is from RefSeq and is a predicted model, not a curated record. Lineage: Eukaryota; Euglenozoa; Kinetoplastea; Trypanosomatida; Trypanosomatidae. The transcript has a single exon.